UACCAUACUCGCAAUGACCCCUCUGCACCCUACCAGCGACAGACAGUGACGGAGCGUCGAGGCAUAAUUGAAGUUCGUUGCAAGUCACGAGAUGUCAUCCAUGGAGUUUUGUCAGAAGAAACAGGAGAAAGCGGAACGCUUGUUGUCUACGACUUUUACCUCGAUACAACUCGGAGAUCACGGCGGAUUGUGUCUGCGUCGCUGGAAUUCGAGUUUGCCAAUGCUGUUCCUGGAGUUCCCUCGCCUCAAGUUCAAGCCAUUGCGCCUUCGGGGCGUGUGACUUUACUGCCUUCAACGCAAGAGGAGUCGGUGACUCAUGGAGCUGAAAUGAACGCCGGCGUGAGUGAACUAGGCGCAAACGCUGGCGGGACCCUCAAGUGGGAGAAGACUGUGAGCUAUACAGCGAGCGACGAUGCCAGGGUGACGGGGCACAUCUUCAGCGACGACUACGGCAAAGGCGUUGGUGCGAGCUGGGUCCUUCACGAGAAUACCAUGCUCAAGUCAGGCGUACCAAGCUUCUUGCGCUGUGCCAUCUUGCUCAACCGCGGAUUCGACGAGAACAAGUUUCAGUGUAAAGUGAGGAUCAAGGUGGAAGCGGAUUGGAAGUCUGAAAUGGGUCGAUUGUUUGGCUCAACCCCUCCAGACGACCCGGUUUUGUUCGACCCUGAGAUGCCCUCCACUAACAAGCUACGGAAAUACGAUACAGAGAACUUGGGCUCUAUCGACUUGGACGAG
This is a messenger RNA of Trichoderma atroviride IMI 206040, 735 nucleotides long. RefSeq lists its product as uncharacterized. The record is from RefSeq and is a predicted model, not a curated record. NCBI's taxonomy places the organism in Eukaryota, Fungi, Ascomycota, Sordariomycetes, Hypocreales, Hypocreaceae.